GCAGAUAUCUUUUGCAAAGUAUGCAUAUGACUUACACUUCUAGUUGAUAUUUUACACGGUACAUAUUCACCAGCUAUCAAAUAUGAAAGAUCAUACUCCGCUAUUCGUUAUGUUUAUUGUUGUUGUUUUGACAAUGCCAACGAUAAUUUUCGCAAAACCGUACAAUAAUUCAGUGAGUGAUAGUGUUAAGAUGCCCCUCGUUUCCAACGAAUUAAAAGCUCCACUUGUUGUUGACCUGGACGCGUCUGCUUUAAAUGCACAACUGAAGGAUUACAUUGAUGAUAAUAUUGUUUCUACUUUUACUGAAAAAAUGGAAGACAUCGUUAACAAAAAACUGCUCGAACUAAAAGACAGUAUGCUUAACGAAUAUUCGUCAAAGCUGGCAAAAUCAAAUACCAGAUAUAACCACAAUUUAUCAGAGAUGCAUACAGAUUACGAAAAUAAAUUUUCAGAUCUAUCAGAGAACCAAACUGAAAAUGUUACCAAGUUCAUGGAAAAUGUUCAGGAAUGGCAAAAUACUAUAAUGCAAUCAAUGAAUGAACAAAGUGAAUAUUUGCAGAAAUCAAAGAUUGUAUACGAGAAUCAGGUAUCUGAAAUACUGGGAAAUUAUAGAGAUCAGACAUCCCAAAUAUCUAAAGGUGCAAUUACAAAUUUUACUGAUCUUAAAACGGAUAUGGAAGAGUGGAAAAAUUAUAUGGUUGCUGAUCUCAUCAAAUCAGUCACAAAUAACUUAACACAAUUUGAAACGAAUAUGAUUGAUGGUAUGGACAUAAUAAAAGAUAAACUCGAAAGAAUUCAACAUGUUCAAGAUCUUCUACCAGAAGUCCGUGAGUGCUCAGAUUUAAAUUCAAAGUUUGCUGAUGUUUACAAUAUCUCACUCGAUGAUUCACAUACGUUAGAAGUAAGAUGUGAGACAGGAGGCUGGACGGUCAUUCAAAAGCGUUUCAAUGGAGUAACAGAAUUCUACAGAAACUGGCAAGACUACGAAAAUGGAUUUGGUGACCUAAAUGAGGAAUUUUGGUUAGGAAAUAAGUAUAUCGCCUUGCUGACAUCACGAGGAAAGUAUGAACUGAGGAUUGAUCUGGAGGACUGGAAUGGUGAAAAAAAAUAUGCUCUCUAUAAAAGUUUUAAAGUUGGUGAUCAAUCCACUAAAUACAAACUGACUAUUAGUGGGUAUUCUGGAAAUGCAGGUGAUAGUAUGACGUAUCAUACCAAUGUGCCUUUCUCCACUUACGAUCGUGAUAACGAUGCUAGAUUUGAAUUUAACUGUGCAGCUCACAAUACAGUGAAAGGUGCAUGGUGGUAUAAAAGCUGUUGGAAGUCUAGUUUGAACGGAAAAUAUUCCAAUAACUCAUCUUCAGGAGGAAUAAAGUACGAGGAUAUGAAAGGAUCUGGCACACUCAAAAAGUCCUCUAUGAUGAUCAAAAGAACUUAAAAAUAUUCAUUAAUUAUAAUCUAUGUUUUUUUGGUUUCUUUCGCUAGGCUUACUACUGUUUUUAAAACUAAUUACGCAUAGGCGGAUUUCUUUAGUAAAGAAAUAUUUAUCUAG
This is a messenger RNA of Mytilus californianus (California mussel), 1549 nucleotides long. RefSeq names its product angiopoietin-related protein 7-like. NCBI's taxonomy places the organism in Eukaryota, Metazoa, Mollusca, Bivalvia, Mytilida, Mytilidae. The record is from RefSeq and is a predicted model, not a curated record. The transcript has 6 exons. Bases 83 to 1435 code for a protein of 450 amino acids.